This is a messenger RNA of Moesziomyces antarcticus, 1863 nucleotides long. Its product is annotated as cytochrome P450. The transcript has 2 exons. The record is from RefSeq and is a predicted model, not a curated record. Gene Ontology annotation, molecular function: iron ion binding; oxidoreductase activity, acting on paired donors, with incorporation or reduction of molecular oxygen; heme binding. NCBI's taxonomy places the organism in Eukaryota, Fungi, Basidiomycota, Ustilaginomycetes, Ustilaginales, Ustilaginaceae. The coding region runs from base 1 to 1863 and encodes 620 amino acids.
AUGCGUACCGCUCUGUGGCAUGCUGUUGGGUUUUCCCCGCAUGCUUCAACAGCGCAUGGGAGCGGCGACACAUGCAAUGCUUUGCUGCACGGUGUGAAGAGCAAUGGCUCGAGCGUCGAAGCUCCUCCCCCCGUCCCCCCUUCAUCGCCUCGAUACUGGUGCGCAAUGAUGGACACGCACACGGUUCAGACUGCCAUGGCGGCGUUUGAGCAGCACCGCAUCGUCUUCCUCGCGCUCGCCUCGAUCAUCUCCCACCACCUUGUGUUUCGACACCUCGAGCUAUGGCCCAUCCAACUCUUCCUACUCUCCUCGGUCCUCGUCACCGCCGACACCUCUCUCCGCCACUCCACCACCCCUCUUCUCCCUGCUGUCAAAGCAUCCCUCGUCGAUCUAGCCGUCUUCACCCUCUUUACAACGCUUAGCAUCGGCGUAUACCGACUGUUCUUCCACCGUCUCAGUCGGUUCCCUGGCCCGACCUCAUGGAGUCUCUCAAAGAUCACUUUCAUCCCUACGGACGUUGCUGGCAUGCGACCACGGGUCAUCGACGAUGCCCACAAGAGGUACGGCGAUGUGGUCCGAACUGGACCGCGAGAGCUAUCGAUCAACGCCACGACGGCCGUAACUGCGAUUAUGGGUGCCAAGAGUAGCUUCUGGCGCGGACCUUGGUACGUCAGCACGGCCGGAUCUCGAAGCCCCCACAUCCCCCGAAACCUGCACAGCGCAGUGAUCGAAUCCAACCACUCGGCCCGCCGCAAGAUCUGGGACGCCGCAUUUAGCGCCAAAGCGCUCAAAGGCUACGAAACCAUCCUGGUCGACAACAUGGACCUCAUGGUCAACCAGCUCGAAGCAAGAGCCCAGCGGGGGGAGAGGGUGAAUAUCGACGACUACUGCAGCUUCUACUCGUUCGACGUCAUGUCCCAGGCCGGUUUUGGCGGCGACUUUGGCCUGCUUCAAAAAGGCCAGUUGAGCCCGAUGAUCCAGGCGUUGGAAGACUUUAUGCAGUUCGUCCAGCUCGUCGGCAACGUCCCCUACUUGAUCGAUAUUCUUGGGGCGAUGCCGAACCCCAUUGCCGAGUUCGACAAGUACAUGGCAGGUAUUGUCAAAGAGCGCAAGGCGCGCAACGAAGCAGUACCGGACAUCAUGAGCCACUUGCUGCACGAGGUCGAAACCAAAGGAAGCACCGACCGGAUGGAUAAAGAAGCCACCGCCGAUGCACGACUCAUCGUCGUCGCGGGCAGCGACACCUCGUCAACCACCAUGGGCAUCGCCACAUUCUUCCUCAUGGAAAACCCCGCCAUCCUCGCGCGACUCCGCCAGGAGCUGCUCGACGUCUUCGGUGACGACCCCAGCCUGCUCACCGAUUUCAACCGACUCGACGACAAGACCUGCCCGCUCCUCAACGCCGUGAUCAACGAAGCCCUUCGCAUCUACCCUCCCGUGCAGGCGGGUUUGCAGCGCGAGAGUAAGCAGGCUAACGUGGUGGAUGUCAACGGCACACCCACGGUCAUCCCCGCCAACACCAUCGUCACACUCCCCAUCUGGUCCAUCCAACGAGACGAGAGGAAUUUUGCUCCCGACCCGCUCAAGUUCCGUCCCGACCGUUGGCUGCAUCCCGAAAAGGAGCAAAGGUUCAACAAGGCCGCGUUUAUGCCGUUUUCGUACGGCAAGACUUCGUGCGUAGGCAAGGUGCUGGCGUACAUGGAACUCAGGCUGGUGAUUGCCAACCUCGUGCGUCGAUUUGACUUUGUCCCCACCGAAGCGUACGACGCAGAGAAGUUCGAGGCGGGAUUGGUGGAUGCUUUUGUCACUAGAAGGAUUCAUAAGCUGCCCGUCACCAUCAAUGUGCGCACCUCGGUAGCCUAA